CAGAAAUCGAUAAGGAUGAACGAUUCCCCUCAACACAUGGAGGAGGAAGAAGGAACUGUCUUUUCUUCUUCUUUACUGACAGCAGCUUCACCUGGACAACCCAGGGGGCGAGGCCUCUCUCUAUAUAAGCACCGUCCAUACACGAGACAAAACAUUGCUCACAUCACAACUUCAAAUCUCACAGGGAUCCUCGUAGACACAGUUGCAGACAUGCUUCUCUCUGUUGUUCUUGUGCUGGGCCUCUGUCUGCUGCCUGCUCACCUCCAAACAACAGACGUGCGUCUCGGCAGUCCUUUUCUCCAACACUGCUUUGAGGAAGCAAAGAAACUCGUGGACGACGCAUACAAGUACUCCAGAGAAGAGAGUCUGAGGCGAGUCCGCCGGGAGGUGGUGAGACCUCACGACAUUCUGCGCCUCCUGAAGCAGCCUCGAGGAGACACGCGCUCAGCUGUGAGAUCUGCAGACUACAUGGCACAAACCCUCCGUCUGGUGCAUGACAGAGUGCAUCGUGUGCACAAGCGCUCACUCAAUGCAACAGAUUUGCUCACUGAAGAGGAUCUGAAAAAGCUCUCCAUCAUAACUGGAUGUGCAGCUCGGGUCAGGAUCCCACAGUGUCGCACCAUGGCAAACAUAAACAAGUAUCGCCCAAUCACCAGUGUCUGCAACAACCUAAAUAACCCUCGCCUCGGCGCCUCCAACACGCCGUUCGCCCGUUUGCUGCCUGCCGAAUAUGACGACGGCGUCUCCCAACCAAAAGGCUGGAACAACCGCACAAUCAACAACGUCCUUCUCCCACUGGUGCGACAGGUCUCCAACAACAUCCUGAACACGACGGAUGCAGGCGUGGUCAGCGACACACAGUUCUCUCACAUGGUCACAUUUUUUGGCCAGUGGAACGACCACGAUCUCACCUUCACGCCGUUCUCUCCGAGCAUCCGCUCCUUCAGCAACGGUGUGAACUGCGAUGAGAGCUGUGAACAAACCGAGCCCUGCAUCCCCAUCCCGAUUCCUCCCGGUGACCCCCGCUUGCCCUCGCGCCCGGACGUCUGCCUCCCCGCGUUCAGAUCGGCCCCUGUUUGCGGAACAGGAAACUCGGCCUUUAAUUUCGGUGGCGAGCCCAACAAGAGAGAGCAGAUCAACGCUCUGACGGCCUUCCUGGACCUCAGCCAGGUGUACGGCUCCGAGGACAACCUCGCCCUUCGUCUCCGUGACCUCACUAAUGAUGGUGGCCUGAUGCUUGUGAACGACGAGUUCAGAGACAACGGGCGGGAGCUGCUGCCCUUCACGAAUGUCAAGGCCGACAUGUGUUUCACGCGCAGAAACAUCACCAACAACGCCAACGCUAAAGAGGUGAAGUGCUUCAUUGCAGGUGACAUCCGUGUGGACGAGAACAUCGCUCUGACGUCGAUUCACACCCUGUUCCUGCGUGAGCAUAACCGACUGGCUCGCGCCCUAAAGAGGCUGAACCCUCACUGGGACAGUGAGACGCUGUACCAGGAGGCCCGCAAGAUCAUGGGGGCUUACACACAGGUGUUUGUGUUCAGGGACUAUCUGACACACAUUCUGGGCGAGGACGCGGUGCGCACACAGAUCGGACCGUACCUUCGCUACAAUCCCAACAUCGACCCCAGCGUGUCCAACGUCUUUGCAACGGCAGCUUACCGCUUCGCCCACCUGGCCAUCCAGCCAGUCUUGUCCCGUCUGAACCCAAAUUACAGAGAGGAUGUUCGCUUCCCCAGCGUGCCCCUGUUCAAGGCCUUCUUCACGCCCUGGAGGAUCGUGUUUGAGGGUGGCAUUGACUCUCUGGUGCGCGGUCUGAUCGGCCGUCCUGCUAAACUCAACACUCAGGAUCACAUGAUGGUUACUGCUCUGAGGGACAGGCUGUUCCAGUUUGUGCAGCAUCUGACUUUGGACCUGGGCUCGCUCAACAUGCAGAGGGGACGUGACCAUGGCUUGGCCGGCUACAAUGCCUGGCGCAGGCUCUGUGGUCUGUCUCAGCCCAGGAACCAGGCCGAGCUCGGUCGGGUUCUGAACAACAACAACCUCGCCCGGAGGCUGCUGCAGCUCUACGGGACGCCCGACAACAUCGACGUCUGGAUGGGAGGUGUGGCAGAGCCGUUUGUCCAGGGCGGCCGCGUGGGGCCUCUGUUUGCUUGUCUCAUUGCGAGGCAGUUCAGAAGCACACGUGAUGGUGACAGGCUGUGGCACCAGAAUCCCGGCGUCUUCACUGCAAGACAGCGAGCUGCUCUGUCCACUGCCACGUUGGCCAGGAUCAUCUGCGACAACACCGGCAUCACCUCCGUCACCAGGAACGUCUUCGACGUCGUCUCGAACAGGAACCGGGUCGUCCGCUGCAACGCCAUCCAGAGCCUGGACCUGACGGCGUGGAAGGAGAACCUCGGGUGCUCAGGCUCGGGGGAUAACUGUAUUAAGGUCAAUGGAGCAGAGAAUGUUACUCAGCCGGACCCAGUGGAACAACCGGGCCUCCUGGACAACGAGAUCCACUAGAACCUCCAGGUCCAGCAGGACCCCCUGGUCCCCCGGGUCCACCUGGUCCCCCUGGUCCCCCUGGUCCUCCUGGUCUACCAUUACCCCACAUCGACAACGCCACUCAUUCAUAUUAUGCCUUCUCCGUCAUC
Molecule: messenger RNA, 2639 nt
Organism: Solea solea (common sole)
Lineage: Eukaryota; Metazoa; Chordata; Actinopteri; Pleuronectiformes; Soleidae
Gene: mpx
Product: myeloid-specific peroxidase
Exons: 16
Coding region: 16-2508 (830 amino acids)
Biological process (GO): response to oxidative stress
Molecular function (GO): heme binding; peroxidase activity
Source: RefSeq, a predicted model, not a curated record